GAGCAAGUGGCUUCAGAGGCUCCAUGUUUUUCGCUGUGGGGAUAAGACCAGUUCUUGCCUCAAGGAGCUGUUGGCGGUUUAAGGGAGUUAAAUGUGCAAAGGUCUGAGCACCGACCGCAAGGGAAAUCAGGUGUGGGCUUGUGGACAAGGAGCCAGAGGUCAACUGGGACUUUGUACCCAGGACAUGGCUCCAGGGCCCUGCCGGGAAGUUCAGGGUUGAGGUCAGAUGUCCAGGACGAGGCCGAGCUCAUGAGGAGCCUGGGGCGGGAUGGGGGUGGGGCCCCUGGCCCAGGGUGGAGGUUUGGGAGGCAGGAGGACUGACAUGGACUUCCUGGGCCUGGCUCCUGGGCCGCGAUGGACAGUGGACUCUGACCCCGGAGUUGGCCGUCCUGCCCUCAGCCUCCCCUAGUCCCGUCACUGUCAGUGCUGCCGUCAUGCUGCCCCCCAGGACUGCACUCCUUUUGACUCUGCUCUUGGCUGCAGCCUCCCUGGGCCAGAGGGCUCGCAGACCCCCUCGGCCCCCGUCCCCCAUCAGCACCAUUCAGCCUAAGGCCAACUUCGACGCUCAGCAGUUUGCAGGGACGUGGCUUCUCGUGGCCGUGGCCUCCUCGUGCCGCUUCCUGCAGGAGCAAGGCCACCGGGCUGAGGCGACCACAUUGCAGGUGGCUCCCCAGGGUGCAGCCAUGGCCGUCGGCACCUUCCAAAAGCUGGAUGGGGUCUGCUGGCAGGUGCGGCAGCUCUUCCGAGACACGGGGGUCCCGGGCCGCUUCCUGCUCCAAGCCCGAGGUGCCCGCAGGGUGGUGGACGUGGUCGUCGGGGAGACGGACUACCGGGGUUUCGCCGUCCUGUACCUGGAGCGGGCGCGGCGGCUGUCGGUGAAGCUGUACGCCCGCUCCCUCCCCGUGAGCGACUCGGCCCUGAGUGCGUUUGGACAGCGGGUCCAGGGGGCCAACCUGACGGAGGACCACAUCUUGUUCUUCCCCAAGUACGGUUUCUGCGAGGCCGCAGACCAGUUCCACGUCCUGGACGAAGUGAGCAGGUGAGGCC
This is a messenger RNA of Ceratotherium simum simum (southern white rhinoceros), 1047 nucleotides long. RefSeq names its product complement C8 gamma chain (gene C8G). Gene Ontology annotation, biological process: complement activation. The record is from RefSeq and is a predicted model, not a curated record. Gene Ontology annotation, cellular component: membrane attack complex; extracellular exosome; blood microparticle. Gene Ontology annotation, molecular function: complement binding. NCBI's taxonomy places the organism in Eukaryota, Metazoa, Chordata, Mammalia, Perissodactyla, Rhinocerotidae.